Molecule: messenger RNA, 4427 nt
Organism: Haplochromis burtoni (Burton's mouthbrooder)
Lineage: Eukaryota; Metazoa; Chordata; Actinopteri; Cichliformes; Cichlidae
Product: transmembrane 4 L6 family member 5
Exons: 6
Coding region: 1906-2520 (204 amino acids)
Cellular component (GO): membrane
Source: RefSeq, a predicted model, not a curated record
CCAAUGUGUGGAUGACUGGAUGUGUAAAGCGCUUUGGGGUCCUUAGGGACUAAGCAAAGCACUAUACAAAUACAGGCCAUUUACCAUUUAACCAGCACCAGAAUGCAUGAGCAGAUCACCCCUGUCCUCGCUAAACUACACUGGCUUCCCAUCAAAUAUCGCAUUAAUUUCAAACUGCUGCUCACUUUUAAAAUUCUAAAUAACCUGGCCCCUAGCUACCUAACUGAUCUGCUUGAUCUGUACAACCCAAAGAGAGCACUAAGAUCCUCCAGCCAACUGCUCCUAAUGUAAUCAGUGGUCUCGUUUAAAAACCAGAGGUGACCGUGCUUUUGCCAUCGCUGCCCCUGGACUCUGGAAAAAUCUCCCAGUGGAAAUCUGUCCAUCGGAAUCAAUUCAGUCGUUCAAAUCCCGUUUGAAAACACACUUGUUCAACUUAGCUUUUGAAAACAAUUAGUGUGACUUUCAUUCGGCCUGCACUACACCAUGUAAAUGCAAUUUUAAGUAUAAUUGUACUAUUUGUUCUGCCCGCAUUGCAGUUUUAUCGUGAAGCACUUUGAUGUACACUGGUCUUUUAAAUGUGCUAUAUAAAUAAACUUUGACUUGACAUGACCUCAGACUGAGGAACAGAAAGCAUCAGCAGGUCAGAGACUCGGGGUCAGAAACCAGGUCACUGCGUAUGGUCUAACAGGAAGUUACAUCGCCACACGGCUUUCUGCGUUCCCUGCGGUCAUGUGACCUUGGUAACUGAUGUCAACAUCCCCAAGGAGUCAUGGUUUCCGCUGUGUGACCUAAUGAGCUCCACGAGAAAAUGUGAGGAAGUCGACCACAUCAGGCCUGAUUGAUGAGGAUGCUUCAACGCGGGCGCCUCGGCUCGCCAUUUAGGUUCCUCGGACUGCGACUCAAAAACUCCAGAGGAGACGCUGCUGUGGACCAAAGUUGACUCUAGUUCAUCAGAAGAGGAUGUUUUUGUAUCUUACCUGUUUAAGCUUUAAAGUUUGUAGCAUUAGGGGCGUGGCCUCUUUGACGUACAGGCGGCACAGAAACUGAUGUCUCACUGAGAUUUUUCUUUUUCACUCACAUGAGCUCGGGCGCUCGCUCUGGAGUAUUUAGUGUGAGCUCGCCUGUCCACUGUGGGCUGAGAACCAGCUGCUGUCUGUACCCACACACAUGGGAUGAAUGAGUAUACGUAUCUAGUAACCUGCAUACGUCUCAUCAUUCUCACAUUCCUGCUCUUAUAUUUGGUUGUUUCUUGCAUUUUGCAGCUGUUGCUUGUGAAGCUGGCACACAAGAAUUUCACUCACAUGUGCUGUGACAAUAAAACUCUUUGAUUUGAUUACAGAGAAAAGCAGCAGAAACAUCUGAGCUGAACAGGCACUGAUUUGAUCUUUGAGUGGCCUGUGACCUCUGACCUCCUGACUGUUAGGAGGUCUUUCUCAGUCCAGCCUCUGGAGCUGUGAACUUAGUUCUGUCUACAAAUGCACCAAAACCUCCAAAUAAUUACCUUCUAAUAUAUCGUGUCUUUCAAGGCCUCGAUGUAAUCGGGACCAGUCAUGUUCUACCUUUAUGCCGUCCGGCUGACCAGUCACGAUCAGUGGUGACAGAAUCGACUAAUAGGAAUCCACCCUGAAAAACCUCCCUCCUCGUGUUGAGCUACAGAAGCAGAAUCACCAGCUGCUGCGUCGCAUCAUGUGUGUGUUUGUAGGUCUGAUUUCAUCCUGUUUAUUUCUGUUUUUCCAGUUUGAUACCAAGCCGGUCCUGUUGAGGGUAAGUUUCCAUCUUUUGUACUUCCUGAAUGCGUAAUAGCGGGAGGCGUGUCCUGGUGCAUGUGCUGAUAGAUAUUUGUGGUUGUUCCUCAGAGUCUGAAGUGGAUCAUCAGUCAGCCUUCCCGUUUCUAUAAAAAUCUAGAUGUGCGUAUCAAGGUGUCUGCGAUGUGUGGGCGUGUCUCUAGUUCCCAUGGCGAUUGUCUGCAUACUGUGCAACAUCCUGCUACUGGUUCCUGAGCUGAAGAUCCAGUUCCUGUUGGACGGUCAUGUGACUAGAGAGGCUACCUGGGCCACAGGACUGUGGGGCUCUGGCUUCCUGGUUCUACUUGGAGCUCGAGCCUUUGUCCAGAGCAGCAGAACCCGAGGCUGCUGUGCGUUCAGGAGUCAGAUGUUGUGCCAGCUGCUUUACUCCUGCCUGUGUCUGCUCUCUGCUGCCUCCUGCUCCCUGGUCAGUGCCACUGGUCUGUCUCAGGGUCCCCUCUGCCUCUACAACGACUCCUCUGGUCCCACCUGGGGGGUCCCGCUGCAGCCCCUCCCAGGCCGACACUCGGGAUACCUGUUCAACAGGACUCUGUGGUCUGGGGUCUGCUUGGAGCCCAGCUCGGUGGUCCAGUGGAACUUGGUCCUGUUCAGUGUGAUGGGGACUGUGAGCGGACUGCAGACGGUCCUCUGUGGGGCCAACAUCCUGAACUCCAUACUUGGCCUGAUUCUGGGCCGGGGCCUCUCCCACAGUAAGAUCAGUCCAGUUUCAGUUUGACGUGAGUUCGAUCCUGGGAGCUCCAACUGUGAUACACAGAAUUAAAAUUAAAAGUCUUUCACUGAUGCACUUUAGAUAAUCAAUAGCAUGAAGAUCAAUAACUUGAAAUACCUCGACCUUACGCAGGAUUGCAGUACAUGUACCUUUUAAUAAUUAUUUAUUUAUUUUCCUGAAUAAAACUAUUCAAACAUCCAGUUAAGCUAAAUAAUCAAUAAUAAAAUAAUAUCCUCGUGCUUAAUAAGAGCUUCAACAAAUUCAAAUGUUUGGUUAAAAAAAAACAACUAAAUCAUUGAUUUUUGUUUUCAAAGUUAAACUCUGAUUUUUAUUGAUUAUGUUGUUUACUGAUCAUUUUAUUAAACUUUUUAUUUUUUAAAUUUAUUUAUUUUGAUUAGCAUUCAGAUAUCUCAGUGUAUACAGAAUAAAGAUCUACCACAAAGAAAGCACGAGACAAGGCUAAUCAACAGUUAUUGGCUGAAGCAUACGCUUAUGCUGUUUGUGUUUUUGUGAUAAUCCAUAAAAACAAAUAAAACUAAAAGUGUUAAAGAUGUUGUGGUUUUAGUUGCAGAGUUAAUAUCUGCAGAUGUCACAGUUCUGAUUACACUGAUCAUUCAGAUAAUAACAACACAGCGCAAACAACAACGCUCUGUAUUUAUUCAUGUGUUUGUGGAGUUUGCAGUGUGAUGUUUCGAGGUUUUGCUCCAUGUGGAUGAUGGUCCAGUGUGGCGUCUUUGAACCCUGAGCCAUCCUGUUCUGUCUCAGUCUGUUUUAUCUGCAAGCUUGCAGCACAUAAAGCUGAGUUUUCCUCCUGUAUUUGGGUGCAUUAUGACUCCAACUCCAACCUGUCUGGGGGUUUUGCAGGACUGUGUUGCUGACAUAAAGUUGUGGUUGGUGCUCAGCUUUUUAAACUUGAAUGCACCAACAAACACUAUUACACUAUUCAGACUCUCGCUCCUCUUUUAAGGACGACCUUGGCCCUGAAUGUCAAGGUGACCUCAGAUGAAGCAGGGCUCAGACGCACAGCUCCAAGUGAACUCCACUGCAUUAAUGUGUGAGUGAGCCAGAGGUCACACCCUGACUACGCACGUAGACAAGUACCAUACACACACACGUGCGAUGGAUCAUGGCUCAGGUUUCUUUUUUAAUCAUGUGACAAACAGGAAGUAGAGCCGUGAGGAUGAAAGUGGAGUCAGACUCGGGUUCAGCAGCUAAAUGCAGCGGCUGUUUCAGAGCCACGUCUGCAGUGUGAAAUGCAGACACGAGUGAGGCCCACACUCCCUGUGACGGCAGGCUCUGCUGAGGCAGGUGGGCUGGUUAAUGGGUUGUGAGGGUGGAGUUAAAAUGGGGUUGUCUUCCUGAUCUGACUGUAGGUGGUGUGUUUGAGGUCAGGGUCAGUCCAGUUACGCUUGCCGUCUCAGUGUAGCGCCUUGUGUGUGUGUCCACGUGUCUUGUUUCCCCGCUUUGUUCCCAUGUUCUCCUUGUGUUCAGCGUCAUGUCUCCCAGCCCAUUGUGUCCUCUGUACGUGUUCCGUAGUUUGAUCCGUGUCUCGUCUCCCAUUGUCACUUCCCUGUUCACUUGUUUAGUCCGAGUGUCUUACUCUGCCUAUUUCCUGUUUUAUUUUGACAGUCCCGUGUUCCAUGUUCGGUGUGUUUAAUUUUGCUUCCCCUGUGGAGUCAUGUUCAUCUGUCAGCUGGUUCCAUCGGUACCUUUCUGUGUAUUUACGCCCUCUGUCUCCCUCUGCUGGUCGUCUGAUCAUCUGCUAAGCUCCUCGUGUCUCAUAUCUAUUUCCUAGUGUUCCUGGUUUUCAUGUAUUUAUUUUCCCAGUUUAGGUUUUUGCGAUUAGUUUCUCUUUUUCGUGUGUGGUUCAUGUUUUCGGCCAUAAUAAAAGACACGUUUUCUGUUCAGAUCAA